Messenger RNA from Carya illinoinensis, 1854 nucleotides. Its product is annotated as protein ZW2-like. Gene Ontology annotation, biological process: DNA-templated transcription. The record is from RefSeq and is a predicted model, not a curated record. Lineage: Eukaryota; Viridiplantae; Streptophyta; Magnoliopsida; Fagales; Juglandaceae. The coding region runs from base 418 to 1110 and encodes 230 amino acids. Gene Ontology annotation, molecular function: sequence-specific DNA binding. The transcript has 2 exons.
CCUUAUGGUCGUGGAAGCCGCCGAGAGAGAGAGAGAGAGAGAGAGAGUUAAAAACUCUGUUCGCCGUCCCGACAACACGCGUCUCGAUUUCUGAAGGAUACUCUUCUUCGUGGCGUUUAUUAACAUUACAAAUUACAAGUCUCUGUCCGCUUCAGGCGACCACUUCUCCGAAAAUAGAAAUCAGACGCCAAUCUUGCCCCCAGAAGUAUCUUUUGCAGAUCAAAUACUUCCCCACGAAGAAAAAAUUACAGAUGAAAAAAAUAUUCAAUCCAUUACUUGACGUCACAUUCUCAUGAUCCCGGCCAUCUCCCUAAUAUGAACUGGUCUUCUACGUAGUGUCCUGUCCUCCCUUUUCCAUACAACCACCUAACUCACAGCUUAGCUCUUUUCUCUCUGCCAUCUAGCUCUAACUCUACCAUGCGAAGUGGGUCAAGAACGGGAACAGCCUCAUUCGAAGCCUUUCUGGAAGGCUGGCUUGUCCGCCAACAACACUACCUCGAUGAGCUUCUCUCGGCUCGGCAACAUUGCCACGAAAUCAGAGACGAAGACCUCAAAGAUUUGGUUUGCCGCAUCCUCGCACACUACCAAGAAUACUACGAAGAAAAAUCGAUAAUUGCUCAGAGGGACGUCUUCCUCGUGUUCUCUCCCACAUGGUUCACCUCCUUCGAGCGCACCUUCCUCUGGAUCGCCGGUUUCAAACCCGGUUUGGCAUUCCGCCUCAUCAGCAACUCGGUGGAUGACUUGUCAGAGGACCAGCACCAGAGAAUGAAUAGGUUGAUGGAGAAGACGAAGGUGGAGGAACGGGCGCUCAACCAUGAGCUGGCAAAGAUUCAGGAGAGCGUGGCGGCACCACCGUUGCUGGAGAUUCUGGGGCGUGGGGGGCGGUCAAUCAAUGGGGAAAUAAGUGAGGAGGACAACGUGUUCGCGGCAUGGAGGUCGGCAUUGGAAUCAGCGGUGGCCAAUGCUGAUGCGCUGAGGACGAACACGGCGGUGAAAGUGGUGGAGAUACUCAGUCCAGCUCAGAGCGUCAGGUUCUUAGCCGCAGUUUCUGAGCUUCAGCUCAGGAUUAGGAGUUGGGGCUUGCAGAGAGAAGCAGAAGCACAAGAAUAAAGUUGCUGUGGAUGGAUCUUAUAAGUGGUCACUGUACUGUCAAUAGAAAUGGAUUCGAGUCGGUCUCUGCAAGUAUGGAUUCGAGUCCUGUAAAUAUUGAGUGGAUUAAUAUAUAUCUUACAUAUCCCACUUCCGUUACUUGCUGCUACCUACCAUCAAUAGUCCAGAAGCUAAACUGCUGCCUUUAUCUUACUCAAUAUUAUAUGGUAAAAUGACAAAAAAAAGGCCUAGUUUGCCUAGUUUUCUCUGUCUAACUGCUCAAAUACAAAGAGAAAGAGAACGAAAUGACCAAGUCCUAAGCCUGAUUAUUCUAAUUUUCAAUUGUAAGAAAUCCAUUUCAUUUCUUGAGAUGGCCCAUUCAGUUGCAUUUUUAAGUUCUCUGACUACACGUACAUUUUGUGGACAAACCCAAAAACUGCAGUAUCUCCCAGUGGCAUCAGCUUUGUUAAUUGGAGCUCUGACGCAGACAUCCUUCGAUCAUACUUCACCAAGGUAUCAUUUCUCUCAUACUUAGCUCUGUGCAUUAAGGGAGAAAAAGAAAAUCCAUCCUAAAUGGUAUUCACAGAGAAUUUUAGGCAUAUUGUCUGUUCUGUUAUCUGUAGCUGGGCGAAAUGCACAGCAGUAUGUGAUUUCUGUAUUAUGGGAUGGAGUUAUGACAAUCGUGAGAGUUAAUGGAAGGCAGCUCUGUUCUAGGCCUCAUUGCGUGGCCUUCGGCCCUUCUGUAAUGAAUCCUUACUUUUUCCA